AAGGUCGCCAUCAUCGGCUCGGGGAACUGGGGCUCGGCAAUCGCCAAGGUUGUCGGGCGGAACCUGCUCGAGCUGGGCGACUUUGAGGAUGAGGUGCGGAUGUGGGUGUACCAGGAGCAGGUGGACGGCAAGAACCUUACCGACAUCAUCAACGAGAAGCACGAGAACGUCAAGUACCUCAAGGGCAAGACGUUCACCAACAACGUCGUCGCCGACCCCGACAUCAUGAGCGCGGUCAAGGGCGCGACGCUGCUCAUCUUUGUGACGCCGCACCAGUUCCUCAAGUUCGACGCGCUGCAGACGGCGGAGCUGGGCCCGGACUGCAAGGCCAUCUCGCUGAUCAAGGGCAUCGAGUUCGAGGAGGGCGGCCCGCGCCUCAUCUCCGGCAUCAUCAAGGACUCGAUGGGAGGCAUGGACACCUCGGUGCUGAUGGGCGCUAACGUCGCCAACGAGGUCGCCGCCGACGAGUUUUGCGAGUCGACCGUCGGAUUCGCCACGGAGGGCGCCGGCGCCGUGUGGCAAAAGCUGUUUGACUGCCCGACGUUCCGCGUGGGCAAGAUCAAGGACGUGGCGGGCGUCGAGCUCUGCGGCGCGUUGAAGAACGUCGUCGCGCUCGGCGCCGGCUUCUGUGACGGGCUCGGGUAUGGCGGAAACACAAAGGCGGCUAUCAUCCGGAUCGGGCUCAAGGAGACGGCCAAGUUCGCGCGCCUCUUCUUCAAGGGGAUCCAGGACGACACCUUCAUGGAGUCGUGCGGCCUGGCCGACCUGGUCACCACCUGCUUCGGCGGCCGCAACCGCGCUUGCGCCGAGGCGUUCGCCAAGGGGGAGGGCACGUGGGACGACAUCGAGAAGAGCAAGCUCAACGGCCAGAAGCUGCAGGGCACAAUCACAGCAAAGGACGUGAUGACGGUGCUCAAGCACAAGAAGCUCGAGGCCCAGUUCCCGCUCUUCGCGCGCAUCUACGAGAUUGCAUUCGAGGGCAAGGACCCAAAGUCCAUCGUCGAGCUCUGAGGCCCCUGUGUGGCCGAGGGCUACGGGCGCUAUUGUGAGCAAGGCGCGAGCUGCUGGCCGGAUCGUGCUGGGGGACGGUCUCGAGCUUGCCUCGCCUCGAGAGCGAGAGCGAGUGCGGAGAUAUGCAUGCAGCAUGGAUUCAUGCGCACGUACCCAGCCGACCUCCGGCACCUAGCCUCCGGCACGGCACGGCCCGAGGGCCGAGGGCGAGGCGGCGCGCCGCCCCGCGCACGCCCGCCGCCGGGCGGGGCCUGUCGACCUCGACAUCGCGCCUGCCUGUGUGUGCUGGGUGUUUUCUUAUCACUUGAUCUUACUCACUUACUCACUAAAU
Messenger RNA from Emiliania huxleyi CCMP1516, 1342 nucleotides. Its product is annotated as glycerol-3-phosphate dehydrogenase. The transcript has 4 exons. Bases 100 to 1011 code for a protein of 303 amino acids. NCBI's taxonomy places the organism in Eukaryota, Haptophyta, Isochrysidales, Noelaerhabdaceae. Gene Ontology annotation, biological process: glycerol-3-phosphate catabolic process; carbohydrate metabolic process. Gene Ontology annotation, cellular component: glycerol-3-phosphate dehydrogenase (FAD) complex; cytosol. The record is from RefSeq and is a predicted model, not a curated record. Gene Ontology annotation, molecular function: protein homodimerization activity; glycerol-3-phosphate dehydrogenase [NAD(P)+] activity; NAD binding.